CGAGGACGGCGACAGCGACGGCGACGGCGACGGCACACUUGGCCACAAUUGUUUUGUCUGAAUCGAUACGCCCUGCGGCGACGGGCAUUUCGUAUGCCACGAAACGCACGCCGGAAACGGAGCGUCAUCGUCGUCGUACAUACGUUCGCGUACAACAUUUGCGUUGCUAUCAUGUAUCCAUGACUGGAGUCAAAAUCUAUGUUUCUUUCCACAUCUCUCUCCCCUCUUUCUUCCCUCUCUCUAUCUCUCUCUCUCUCUUCCCUCUUUCCUCCCUUCCUCACCCCACUCUCGAUCGAUCUCCUUCCUUCUUACUAUUUAUCCACAUUCCGUCUCUCUUCUCCUAUCGAUGCGUAUACAUUGCCUUGUCUUUCGUUGCCGCUUCUGUCACUCUUCCGGACGUCUUCACUGGUCGUCUCGCUUCAUUACUCUCGACACACCACACCAUAUCGCUAAGAACCUUGGGCUUUUCGAUCGUCAUAUCGUCGCGAACGUCUCGGGUCGCUGCCGUCGAUUCUCGCUAGCGUUGACGAUCGUUCCAUUAACCGACCCAGCGCGUACCGUCGUCCGCGAUACAAACGAGUGCCAGAGUUUUUUUCCUGUCGCCGACGUAGCUCUGCAGCUGUUUCGCUCGAUGCAAUGCGUCGCGCCGUAUCGCGGCGCCCGUAAUAUUCCGAUGAAAUUCGCGUUUCGUUUUUAACGAAUCACGACGUGCCGCCAGUCCAACGAUUCUCACUUUUGUAUACUAUGCUUCGUCACGGUCGAGUCUUGUUCUUGUAUUUCGAGAUAUAAACAGACGACGAAACCGCCGUAAUUUCGAGAUUGCCCUGGGGUUGGCACGUCCUCCGGGCCGGCCGGCAAGGAAGUUUCCUAUCACGGGAACGUGGGUGGAUCCAGCGUGGGAUAUAAGCCACCUCCGCAGCACGGCAAUCCGCAGACGAGGGGCCCGCCGCCGCACUUCCCCCAGGAGCCGGUAGUAGGGCCGCAGGCCAAUUCCCCGCCGUUGCACAUCAAUAUCUGCGGACAGGAGAACACGAUGCGUGGCCCGAUUUUAAACAUGAGUCCCGGCCUUGGAGCCAGUGGGGUGGACAUAGAGUAUCGUAGAAAUUCUCAAGCCACAAGUCAGCUACCUCUGAGUCCCGUGCAAAUUCAACCAUCGCCGCCGUAUUACAGACAGCCUAGCCAGGACGAUGGUAGAAAAAGUGAAUCGCCAUCCAGGAAGCGUCGUCGAAUAUCCCGCAAUGGCGCUGUUUCCGGAAUAGAGGUUCGAGAAACAACGCCGCCGGCUCCAACGCCACCCCUGCACACAACUCCAUCGCCUUGGGAAUAUUCGGGCGCGCCUCAACGACGCUCACCUCGCAAUCAUAUGUCUACACGCGGCAGUCCGACAAUUAGGAACCGUUAUCAACGAUACACGGACUCGUUCGGACUCUCCUAUCCGUUCCUACCAGGUGGUCAUAAUCCUCAUCAGACCAUCCACAAUUCCCAUCACGGUCUGCACAGUUCCCAUCACAAUAUUCACAGUUCCCACCACAGCUUGCACAAUUCGCACCACAACAUUCACGGCGCGCACCAAACCCAUCCCCAUCAUCCGCCCGGCACGGGGCAUCAUCAUGCUCAAGGUACUAACGCUCCCGUGGUUGUUGACGUGGGCCAAGUCGGCGUGUCUGGUUUGGGAGUCGCCGUUAGUGGGGAACCUCUGUGGCAUCCGCCAGCGACUGGUUAUAGGAUUCCGUGUCAACUUCAUAGCAUCUACACGCCUCACGGAACGCAUCCGUUCGGACAUUCGUGCCAGGUCACGCAUCACCAUAGUCAUUAUUCCGCUGCUCAUCCGACGCAUCCGGGUCAUCCUGGUCAUCCGGGUCAUCCGGGUGUGGUUGGAUCUUUGCUCGGUGCCGCUUCUAGAGGAUAUCCAACGCCAGCCGGUGGUCCCGUAGCGGCCUUGCAUCACACGCACCCACCUCCACCGCCUGUCCACACCACCGACUAUAGCGCGCAUCAUCAGCUGUCUCAACAGAGAGAAGUCGAGCUAGAAUUGAUAGAUUCCCAUCAUCAUCAUAGAGUGGGUGCCGCCGCUGGUGCACCGUUGCCAUUACCACAUUCGUACUCUCCGCCAACUAUCACACAGGUUACAACACCUCCGCCUUUAUUCCUGUCCGAAACGCGAAACAGUCAAUUGGAGAUUAUUCAGAGCAGAACUCGACGGGUAGCGUCGAAUGUGCAUACACUGCGGCGACCAAGAUACAGCAGAUGGCGAGGUACCACUCCGCUACCGCCUAUGACGUAUCCAGGAUAUCUGCUUCAUUUCUUGGCAAUGUUCAGCAAUCCACCGUUGUCACCUUAUAGCCAGGCCGAAUUGUCCUCGCCCGACUCGGCGACGGAAAAUUACGAGGCACUGCUGUCCUUGGCCGAGAGACUGGGUGAAGCCAAGCCACGGGGAUUGACUCGCGCGGAGGUCGAGCAGCUGCCUUCUUACAAAUUCAAUGCGGAGACGCAUCAAGGCGAUCAGACAAAUUGUGUCGUAUGCAUGUGCGAUUUCGAGGCUCUCCAGUCACUACGUGUUUUGCCAUGCUCCCACGAAUUUCACUCCAAAUGCAUCGACAAAUGGCUCAAGUCUAAUCGAACGUGUCCGAUAUGUCGCGGCGAUGCCGGUGAAUAUUUCGGAAAUAGCAGCGGCAGUAGUGACUGACGUCAAGCUGGCGACGUACACUAGCGUGAAACUUGUCGAGCAUCGAGAGCGUUAUUUCACACGGAGAUCAUCCCGGUAGCCGCCCUGCUACUCUGUGCAUAUCUGUGCCGUUGAGCGUUUCCUUCAUUUUACGUGAAAUGAGACACAGUCGUCAACACGAUCGCGUCAACGAUGCAACAUCCUUCGAGCGCCGAAAUUAGGAAUAAUGACGCCGAAACUAGGGACACAAGUGUCGAAGAAAGUGACUUCAGCGCAUGAUCUUGAUUGGUAUCGAAGGUGGCAGCGUCUCAUGCGCGCGCGAGUGAUGUGUGCGUACGUGCAUGCAUGUGUAUGUGUGUGUGUAUGUGCGUGCGUGCGCGCGCGCGCGCGUGUGUGUGUAAGUGGGAGAUACACGACACGAGAAGCUGUGUGUACGAUCCGAGGAAAAAGCGUGUCUUUCUUUCUGAUCGCGCUUCUUAAUAACGACGGAACGACGGAAUGCGAGAUGCAAUAAAGCAAUUUAGCAAAACGACGAAAUAUCCAAGAGACGUUAGGUUAGAUUAGAUUCAAUGUUCCGUUAUAGGUCACGGCGCAUUUCCCAUCAAAAAGAAAAAGAAAAGAAAAGCGCGCUCGCGCACUAUUUCGUUCUUGUUUCGUUUGCAAACGCUUCGAUUAAUAUUUUAACGCUCUUUCGUCAUUAUUUACGUCACUACUCUCUAUUACCGAAUUUAUGUACAUAAUCAUUGUAUACACUGGAUGCACGUCGCAACUUCCCAUCAACACGUUCCACUUUUCUUUUUCUUCUCCUUUGUGUAGUCUGCCUUUCGAUUCUCUAAUAAUUGUACAUAAUUCGCGUGAAACUUAUACAUAUGUGUGUGUGUGUGUGUGUGUGUGUGUGUGUGUGUGUGUGUG
Messenger RNA from Harpegnathos saltator (Jerdon's jumping ant), 3577 nucleotides. RefSeq names its product ring finger protein murashka (gene mura). Gene Ontology annotation, molecular function: ubiquitin protein ligase activity. The record is from RefSeq and is a predicted model, not a curated record. Lineage: Eukaryota; Metazoa; Arthropoda; Insecta; Hymenoptera; Formicidae. Gene Ontology annotation, biological process: protein ubiquitination. The transcript is spliced from 9 exons. Bases 1034 to 2686 code for a protein of 550 amino acids.